GUUGCCUCCGUUUAACAAUAUGAACCAUCUUUCUCCACAAUACAACUUGAGCUCAAAGGCAUGGUGCGCAAGGGCUGCACUCACACUGGAAUCAGGUCGCGGCUGAACUGGAACUGGCAAAAUUAGGAAGCUGCUUGCCCACGUUCACGGUUUAAAAAACAGUUGCUCAAAGAGCCUGCAGUCACGGGACUUGCCUCUGGCAGGAAUAGUGAGGUGCUGCCAGAAAAAUAAUUCGCUUCUACUGAUUGAGCAUCGCUACACAGGCGUACUGGCGAGAUUUCCGCAGUCCUUGGGAGCCCGCAGUUACACUGGGUUGAUGGCAAGAGGCGCGGAGACUGAGUCAGAAGCGGCAAGAAGGCAGGAAGAUCAUGGGGCAGGGCGCGCCCGGUACGAGAUCCUGAUCCUCGGUGCCGUUUUGACCGCGCUCGAAUAAUGUCAGGGAACUCAAAGCAACCGGAGGGCGCAGCCUGUAAGGCAAAGGUAAAAGAACAGAUCAAGACUAUUGUAGACGAUUUGGAGUUAGUCCUGGGCGAUUUAAAGGACGUGGCGAAAGAACUGAAAGAGGUAGUUGACCAAAUAGACCAUCUUACCUGUGACCUCCAGCUGGAGGAGGAAAUGACUGACAGCUCCAAGACUGACACUAUAAAUAGCACCUCAAGUAGUACAACUGCCUCAAGCCUGGAUAAGAUCAAAGUGCACUCAGUUAGAUCAAUUUGUAAGACAACAGUGACUUCAUCAGCUAUCUUAACGGUGCUAAAGAAGGCCAAUCCCCCACCUCCGCCUCCACGAUUAACACCCAUCCGAUGUGAGGACCCUUGCAGACCCCCUUACUGCGUUAACCCUCUGAGGACCAAUGGGGCCUUGCUUCGCAAUGGAGCAAUACUGUGUAAGACAGAUAAAAUGCCAAAUGGAGAUGUAUGUUGUCUCCCUGGUAGCAAUCCAGAAAAGUUGCAUAAACAGCCACCAGUGCCCAGAGUCGAUAAAAACAAAUAUCAACAGGUCACACGGGAAAGAGUUCGAUUUAAUGAGGAAGUUCAGUACCACGGCUACUGUCCAGAUUGUGAUGUUCGAUAUGACAUGAGAAACAGGGAUGUGCACUUGCAUGGUGAAUUGAGCAAUGCAAAAGGAAAACCACCUCACCAGUGCCCUCCCCUUGAAAAUGGAGGAUCAUGCGGUAACUUUAGUACUAAUUUCUCAAACAUAAAAGCUAAAAUCACACCUCCACAGACAGCUCCAAAGCCUCAAAAGACUAUUCUGAGGAAGUCAACAACCACAACAGUUUGAUGCAAGGAUCUUGGAAACUUUUUUGUAUCCUAAUGAAUUGAGCACUUUCUAACCAAGCAAUAAAGAGCCAAAACACUUAUACCCAGUGUUCUCCAGAGAAGUGUCAGAGAACAAAUCAUGCUCCUUAGGACUGGAAGGAAAUAUAAACAUUUUGAAGAUACGUCAGCUAUUUCUAGCUUGGUCAACGCUGCACUGUGACUUCAGCAAAUGAAAAUCCUGACCUACAACAAGCAGAGUACAGCAGCUGACCCUGUGGAAUCACAGCAUCAUUAAUGCCAGUGUGAUCCGGAUCAAAUCAUCUCUAGCCACUCUCUGUACAGCCAGAAGCUUACCCUGAGCAACUGCCUCAAUCCACUGUUCAAUUUGCUUCAAAUCAUAACAGAAGCCUGAAGUAAAGCUCUCUGAUUGUUUUUCUACCCCUUUUUCUUCACUUCGGUAUUUAUAUGAAGCUAAUAUCUUGAGAAGAUCAUUGUUAAUAUAAUCAGUUGCAGAAACACUAAUCUCACAGAUUCUCAUAAAAAUAAUCCAGUCUUCUCAUUCCCUACUUAAAUUAAAUGAAAUAAAAUUGCUAGUGCUAUUGACAAGUUAAAUAAAAUCCUACGAAGGCCAGUUGAUAUAUUUUUUUAUCCUACAUGGAACAGAGGAUAUGUUUACAUGAGAGUGACACAUUCUAUGUGUUGUAAAUUGGAGAAGUGACAGAUGCAGUUCACUGUUCACACUAAAGGAGAAUAUCCCCCGUCUUCUCCAUGCGUUUUGAAGCCAAGGCGAGCAGAAGAAUAAUUACUGAUGGCGAUUGCAACAUAACUCCGCCUCAUCACCAUAUUUCACCCUCUGCCUCGAACAUACCAGGUGAACAUUCCAAGACACAAAGCUAUUGCCAUCACUCAGAUACUGCAUCUCAAUGCUCUUCUAGUAUUUGCACUGUCACUUUCAUUCCAGGCAAUGAUGUGUGUGGUUACUUGCACAGAUGGCCUCUUGAGAUCUGCAGUCAGACAUGCAGAAUCUUGCAGGGGUUUACCGACUUAAAGAAUAUGAUUUGCACUUGAUUUCAAUCCCAGUGGUGACAUACACAUAUAUAAAAAUUGUCCGUCAUUCCUUCUCCUCCCUUAUGAAAUGAAAAGAAACCUCAAAGCUGCACAAUGGACAUCGGAACAGAUUGUAUCAUCUACCCUUGUAUCCCAAAACGGAUCUUAUGUGGUACAUGAAACAGUUGAUGAUAUGGGAGAAAAAUCCAUUGAAGUUUUUAAAAAAAUUGUUUAAGGUUUUCACAGUAAUAUGGAAUGCAUUUGUUAUUUUAAGUGGAAUCUCGUGGCUUUAUGAAACCAGUGGAACCAGGAAUCAGAAAGGAUGCACAGCUAUCAAUGAGCAAAGCACUUUAGUUACAUUUUUAAGUUUUCUAUUUUUAUAGCCAACAUUAUCUACCCUUAUUUGGCAAUCAUAUGAAGACUUCAUUGUUAUUCAUCAUGCUAAUCUUUGUGUGUUAUUAUUUGCAAGCAGACAAUUGUUUUACUUUUAAACAAAUAAAACCUAAGAAAGUAAUGUAUAGAUUUUAAAUAGAUGGCUGCAAGAUAUAUUUCUUCUAUUCAUAAAACUUGCAAACAAUGUAUUUUGUAAUUAUUAGAGUUUUGAAAUUUAAAAAUGUUAUUUUGUUAUUAAAGGCCUGCUUUAUGAUAUUAGUUAAAUGCCAAGUAACAGAAAUAACAAUUUUCAUACACUUUCUUAAACCAGGACUGCUUGUCAUAAAAAAGAAUAAGAAAAAAACCUUAAAAAUAUAAUAUAUAUGUACACUUAAAAUGAGUAAUCAGAAUUACAGUUACCAGAUAUUAUUCAUCUUUUGGUUGCUGCAUAUACAUUUCUCCAUGUUAAUCAAGCCGGUAACCCAAAAUUACUUGGUUUACAAUAAACUAGUUCUAAGGGAAUGUUUGUGAGUUUAAUCCUUUCAGACA
This is a messenger RNA of Pristis pectinata (smalltooth sawfish), 3230 nucleotides long. It is a transcript of the gene prr16, whose product is annotated as proline rich 16. NCBI's taxonomy places the organism in Eukaryota, Metazoa, Chordata, Chondrichthyes, Rhinopristiformes, Pristidae. The coding region runs from base 433 to 1284 and encodes 283 amino acids. Gene Ontology annotation, biological process: positive regulation of translation; positive regulation of cell size. The record is from RefSeq and is a predicted model, not a curated record. The transcript is spliced from 6 exons.